Arctia plantaginis is the source of this 2721-nucleotide messenger RNA. The record is from the annotation of a GenBank genome assembly. Lineage: Eukaryota; Metazoa; Arthropoda; Insecta; Lepidoptera; Erebidae.
AUGUCUCGCGUUGAAAACUAUGGUGUCACCUCACCUUCAACAAUUCCCUCGGAAUCAAUUGAGAACCAGACAUUACCAAGUAUCCCAGUUUAUGAAGAUAAAGUAACCGAAGUGCCAAUGACACGAAAUCGAAAUAUAAAGAACGAUGCUAUAGAACCCAACCAGGAACAAAUACCAUUUCUUUCUAGAAACCGUCCUCAAAGUUUCAGUCAGGAACUGAACCCUUGUUAUACUCAAAGAAAGGCUUUCUCUGCGCCAAAAAUGUUUCAUCAAGGUUAUAUUCAAAGUUCAAGAAGUGUCAGCUACAAUGUUCUUAAUCAAUCUAGUUCACCUUAUAUUAAAAGAAGCAAACCUCUUACAAUAAACAAAAUCAGACUUUCAAGACAUCAUUGCGGAUCAUACGACAAAUUGGAAUCGCCCAACGAAAGGAAGGAAAGUAAUGAUUUUAUAGCAAAAGAAUGCAUUCAUUUACCUAAGUUGCAAGCCAGUGAGGAAGAGUUUUUUCAACUUGUGUCUGAGGAUGACGUCAGUGCGGUUCAACAAUAUCUAGAAGAUCAUCUGGCAUUAAAUAUAAACUGCGUUAAUUUCCAGGGUAUAUCGGCAAUUCACAUAGCUGUUCAGAACAGAUCAGAGGCAAUGGUAGAAUUUCUUUUAAAGUAUCCGAAUCUGGAAAUUGGUGACAGUGUGUUGCAUGCCGUACGAGAUAACAGUAUUAAAAUUUUGGUGAUGUUAUUAGAUGCCCAGCAGAAGAUCUCACCUGGAUUAGAAUUCGCGGGGGCCACACAUUCGGCUGAUUUCCCUUCACAUGUGACACCACUUAUUCUUGCUGCUCAUAUGGGACACUAUGAGAUCGUGAUGCUUUUAAUCGGUCGUGGGCAUACCAUUGCCCGACCUCAUAUACCUAACUGUCCUUGUACUAUUUGUAGAAAUUCCUUGUUAAACGACGAUGCCUUGUAUAUAAGUAGUUCCCGCUUGUCGGUGUACCGAGCCAUUGCCUCCCCUGCGUAUCUGAUUCACGUUUCAUCGGACCCUAUCUUGAGUGCGUUCCGGUUAAAUGAAGAACUGGCAGCCAACGCCGCAACUUAUAGACAAUUAGCUGCAGCGUACUUGCAAUUAGCAGACGACGUCAGCGCAUUUGCUGUUGACCUCUUAGGUUGCUGCCGUACUUCAGAAGAAGUGGAAUUUAUUUUAAAACAGACAGCGGGCUGUGAAGGACGCCGCCACUUCGUGCUGCCAAGACUCCUCAUGGCUGUGGAUUGCAAACAAAAAGAAUUUGUUGCUCAUCCCAACACUCAGCAGGUACUCGAGUCGUACUGGCUCGGCGACUGGCACAAUUGGAGAAGCAAGUCGAUACUGACAAAAGCCUGCAUUGUACUAAAGCGAGUGUUCAUUGUGCCAAUUAUUCUCUUUGUAUGCAUGAUAGCGCCUCGUCAUCGCCUCGUAACACACUGGCAAAUACCGUUGAACAAAUUGAUUACUCAUGUAGCGGCAUACUUCGUAUUCCUCGCUCUGGUCUUCUUUAUUUCCAAUCAAGAUAAAUCAGGACAAAAAAGAGGACCACCAAACACAGGUGCCGAAGGCCCUCUUAUAUUGUACGUUUGUGGCUACACGUGGUCUGCUAUCCGCAUGUGUUUGAUGCAAGGCCCAUAUCGAUACUUCACAAAAAUGUGGAAUUGGGCCGAGAUUAUAAUGCUGUCAUUGUUCGGACUCACAUUUAUAUUUUGGGCUUCCUCUGCUGUUGACAUAGCAGUAAAUACAGAAGAACCCUUGUAUACUGAACGCAAAUAUUGGAACCAGUACGAUCCAACCUUGGUGGCUGAGGGCACGUUCUGCUUGGCGACUAUAUUCGCUUUCUUCCGACUUAUGUUCCUAUGCCAAUUAAACUACCAUUUAGGGCCAUUGCAAGUAUCCUUAGGAAAAAUGACUAUCGAUAUUUACAAAUACAUAAUAGUAUUUGCAAUUAUUAUAAGCGCCUUUGCUGCGGGACUCGCUCGUUUUUACCAAUACUAUGAAGGCAUGGUGUACGAAGACGAAUUCGGAAUGAAAACAGUCCAGGUGUCUUCAUUUACAAGUUUAUCAGACACUUUAAACACUCUAUUCUGGUCUCUUUUCUGUAUGGCGCCUUUGGAAAGUGCUGAUGUAGUAUUAGAGAACACCAGAGUUCCGAAAAAUUCAGAAAAAUAUCACGAAAAUAGACAUGCUUAUACGGAACGGAUUGGAUAUUUCUGUUUUGGAUGCUUUGAAGUCAUAUCGGUAAUUAUUGUGUUAAACAUGCUCAUAGCGACAAUGUCAAACACUUUUCAAAGGGUCACUGAUAACGUAGAUAUCGAAUGGACUUUCGGAAAAACUGAAGUUUACAUUGACUACAUGCUGCAAACGACUCUGCCCUCACCUUUCAACUUGAUUCCAACUGCUUCUGGAAUGGGUAGCGUCAUAGAAUGGAUAUGGAUUAAAAUUAGAUCACCAUACGGUGUUCACGCGAAGUGGUCCCUUCCUUACUGCUGCUACAUUGAACGCGAUCUGGAGCCUAACGUCCAAAGAGAGUUCCCGGCAUUGAUGUCAGUCCUCAUACAACGAUACUUCAGAGACAAGGAGUCAUCAAGGAUGUACGUCAGUACGGUUGAGGAUGAACUGGAAACUAUACGAAGAAACAUUGAGACCAUAAAGCUGUCAGUGGAAAGACAAUCUAACAUACGGAAAAACGCUGAGUUUAUAGAGUAA